Messenger RNA from Musca domestica (house fly), 1416 nucleotides. RefSeq names its product snRNA-activating protein complex subunit 1 (gene Pbp45). Bases 194 to 1396 code for a protein of 400 amino acids. Lineage: Eukaryota; Metazoa; Arthropoda; Insecta; Diptera; Muscidae. Gene Ontology annotation, biological process: snRNA transcription by RNA polymerase II; snRNA transcription by RNA polymerase III. Gene Ontology annotation, molecular function: sequence-specific DNA binding. The transcript has a single exon. Gene Ontology annotation, cellular component: snRNA-activating protein complex. The record is from RefSeq and is a predicted model, not a curated record.
GCCCUUUAUAACGAAUGUUUCGAUAUUCUAGAACCCUUUGGACAGAAAUUUUCGGUCUUCUAGAAUCCUUUUAGUUAUUUGCAUUAUAAACAAAAUCGCUUCUGGUCAUGGCUCCUAAUGCCUGAUACGCUUUCUCCUCUAUGGAGAAAGCUUAAUAGCAAAGAGCUACCUGUGUAUAUAUAUACCACAAAACAUGGAGUGUGCAUUGUACAAAGACUGUCACGCUUUAAUAGAGGAAUUCACCAACAAUGGUUCAGUCGAUUUCCCUAGUUUCAGCUCCAUAUGGAAAAAGCAAAUGUUCCAGUAUAUUUAUGCUAUGCAAUCGUCGGUAAUUGAAAUCAUACUAACAACGAACACAAUUAUGCACAUGGCCAAAAGAUCCAUUUGUGCAAAAGAUGAAUUCGGUAAAUAUCUAUCGAGUACUGAGGGAAAUGAACAGCGGAAUCUUCUGAGACGCAUUGGAGGUGUGUACCUCAUGUAUGCCAUAUAUUUUAAACAACCAACAAAACAGUUUGUCAAGGUAUCGGUCAGCUUGGAAACUUGGCGUGAAAUUGUGUCCUUCAUUGAAUCAUUAGAUUGUCGACCAGAAUUGGAUCAAGUCCGCUAUAUAUUUUGGCGCCUAUAUCAAGCAGAUGCAUUUCGUUUCACGGCCAUGGAUUACUAUGUCGGCCCCGAGUUGGUCGAUUAUGAUAAAAUUACCGAAGAGCACAAUGAGGCGGAACAACAUACGGAGGUAAUAAGAGUCAAUGCAAAGGAUAAACUACUUUUGGUACCAGAAAUUCAAGAGAAUCUAAAAGAAAUGACAGCCCAAGAGGAAGAAUAUAACCAACUCAAAAAGGCAAUAGGAAAGGGCCAAAAUCAAUCUGCCGCCACCUUACCUCGUACAGAAGUAUUUAAAAACAUAAAUUCCGCAUUUAGUAAAAUCAAAGAUAUUCUCGAUGGAAAAUCAAAUGAAUUUUCAGAGAUAUAUGGUGGCAAAAGUAUAAGUACACGGCGUAAGGAUUUGAAACGAAAAGCUGCCGGACGGGUUAACUACAAAGAGAAAAAAUCAAAUAAUUCUACUAAUGAAUCAUCGUCAUCGGAGAUAGAUGAUGAUAAUGAUGACGAAGAUGAUGAUCAGAACGUACAAUGGUAUCAAUCACAAGCUAAAGGACGUUGCCGUCACAGUUACAAAGUCGCGUCAAAAAGUAUGAACGAGAAAAAUGCAUUAUUAUCAAACGAAUCCGAUGAUAGUUCAACAGAUAAUUCAUCACCAGAUGAAGAAGCAUUGCAGGAAGAUAAUAACAAUGAAUCUGAUGCCGAGGCGACUGAUGUUGAUUCUGUUGGCGCAAGUACAUCCAAGAGUUUAGCCGAAGAUUGUAAUUUGAUGGGAGCUAUUAAAAAAGAAUCAAAGUAAUAAACUUUAAAGAAACUGUA